CAAAGUUUUGUUCUGUAAAACCAUGGAAAAGUGUGUGUGUGUGGUAUUAGUUUUGUCUACAAAUCUACGUCAUCGUUUCCUACUCAAAGCGGUCACAAUUCUUGAAUGUUUAAUCCAAUCACGGCGGAUUGGCGACAUCAGGUGAUCAGAUGAGCCGGGCUGAAGAGCAGUGGGACAGGAUGAGUCGGUCAGUCGGUGCGAAGACCGUACAUAAGAUUUUACUCGGAGACUUUUUUCCACUUUGCUUGUCGGCGAUCCCCGCCAUUCCACAGUCAGGAUGGCUCGGGAUAUGUCUGAUAAAGAGAUCUUGAAAAUGGAGUUGGAGCAGCUGAAGAAAGAAGUGAACACACCAAGGACAGCAGUGAGUGCAAAUUGCACAGACACAAUCUCCUUUGUGGAGGCGCUGCUUCCCAACGACCCACUCAUCAAGGGAGUCCCCGAUGACAAAAACCCCUACAAAGGGGACAAGGGCGGUUGUCUAAUCACAUAGCACACAGCUGGAAUUUUCUACGACCACCGACCGAAUUCCCGCAGAUGGAAUGUACAGCACGCUAGCAAGAUCAGAUAUGUAAAGUAUGGCUCUUUGUAAUUAAAUGCAACUGGCUUCAAGAAA
Messenger RNA from Hippocampus comes (tiger tail seahorse), 613 nucleotides. It is a transcript of the gene gngt2b, whose product is annotated as guanine nucleotide binding protein (G protein), gamma transducing activity polypeptide 2b. Gene Ontology annotation, biological process: G protein-coupled receptor signaling pathway. The record is from RefSeq and is a predicted model, not a curated record. Lineage: Eukaryota; Metazoa; Chordata; Actinopteri; Syngnathiformes; Syngnathidae. Gene Ontology annotation, cellular component: heterotrimeric G-protein complex. The transcript has 3 exons. The coding region runs from base 278 to 490 and encodes 70 amino acids. Gene Ontology annotation, molecular function: G-protein beta-subunit binding.